AUUAUUUCUUGAAAUAUGGAGGCUUUUGCUCUUGUUAAGAAUUUCAUUACAAAAGUUUCACAAGCGAAUUCAGAAAGUUCAGAGGAAAAUACCGAUUCCGAUGCAUCGUAUAAAACUCCAGUGAAAAAAGCGCGAAAUAAGAAUCGUAAAAAAAAAUCAACAAGUACUGUUCAAUCGGAACAUUUGAUUGGUGUUUUAAGAGAGAGAAAUUCAAAUUUAAACAAUGCUAUUGAUACAACAAAACGACAACAAAUAUGCAUUGAAUCAAAGUCGAAGGCGCCAUUUGAAAAAGAACUUUCGUCAAAAUAUGUUCAGGUGCAAGUGCACCAAGAGAUACCAAUCGACCGCAACUACACGACAGAGUUAUGCAGUAGCAAUGCGUCGGGAAAACAGAAAAUUCCCAGGCCAGCAAAUGCCUUUAUGCUCUUUGCAAAUGAAUGGAGAAAAAAACUUGCCCUUAAAAAUCCCAAGGAAUCAAACAAAGACAUUAGCGUUAGAUUGGGUGUUCUAUGGAAGAAUAUGUCACAAGAUGUUAAGGAGAAAUAUUUUUCUCUUGCACGAGAAGUGGAUGCCGAACACAAGAGAAAAUAUCCCGAUUACGUCUACAACCCAAAGGAGGCCAGACUGCGAAAAGCGAUGCGCGAGCAGAGCCGCGAGCUAUCUAGACAGAGCAUUCUACAAACAACUGGAGCGGUUACGGGAUCAGGAUCAGGAACAUUGCCUGGAGGCAAUGGGGGUGGUGGAGGCGGUGGUGGUGGUGGCAACAUGAGUGUCUCGUCGUCCGGGAAUUUCUUGAAUCAUUCGAUGGCCUGCGCCUCACCCAAUGUUGCUGUUGCGGCAGCGUCCUCGUUACCGGGCAGCCCCUCGAUCAACGCAAAUCGAAUCAUCAGCCCUUGGUUUCCGGUUGGUCACGGCGCGCCAACGAGUCACCUAAAGCCCAUCCUCACGCCCAGGGCAUUGGCUGCUCAUCAAAGAACUUUGGAUAAAACAAAAGAUGUGAUACGUAAGCAAAUUGAAUGUGGGCCUCCAGGAGGAUUUCCGGGGCCAAUUUAUGGUGAAUUUGGAUCUCAUGGACCAACAGCUUCUGGAAAUCCAAAUACGAAUCAGGAUGGAAACGAUUAUUGCGUAAUGGGAGAAUUCCCUGAAGGACAAAAAUGGUAUCCUUAUCAGAAUGGUACGAACGCUUAUCACACGAGAGUAGCUCCGGCAUCUAAAAUUACCAAUUUACAUCGUAAUAUGCAGAAUUCGAAUCCUCAUCCUGGCCAUUGGACUCAAUUUUGUGGAGUACCUUUAUCUCAAAAUGCAAUGAUUCGUGGUCCAAGGCAUAUGGUCUUCAUUCCAGAUCAGCAAAAUCAUUGCGUCUUCCCUGAUGAGAUGCAGCUUCCUUAUGGAUCGAAUAAAAUUGACAUCAAUCAUAGACUCCAUUCUUCUUAUCGUCAAACAGAUCACCAGGAAAAAAUGAUUUCCUCGCCAGUGAGUAUGCAACAAAUAUCAGAUGAGGAAAAAUGUAAUGACGAUGGUCCAAAAUGGAGUACAACAACUUCAGCAUCAGGCCCCUCUGAAUCAUCGACGAAUCUUAUUUCAAAAUCCUCAAAAUCAUCGUCAGAUACAUUUUCAACAAAAGAAGAACAGGAAAAUCAUAAUCAAAUUGAAACAAAUUCAACACAACAAUAUGUAGAACGAGUUGAGGUGAAACAUCAAAAAAUGAAUUGCAAACAACCUCUGCCUGGUUUUCAUCAAGCUUUUGGUUCAACGGAAAUUGGCAGGUUUUCGAGAUCAGAAUUUUUCUCAAAUAUGGUUGGUGAAAGCAGCAAUGCAACAGUAAGUAAUAAUUGUGAUCGAAAUAAUUGUGACGAUGAGGGAGUUGAUUUAACGACACGUGUAUCGACGAUAGACGAUAUUAGACAGAAUGGUAUUCCUGAAGUUAAUAGCAAUAAUAAUUGUCCAAAUACAGUUAAUAAUUGUGACAAUUCGACUAAUAACUUUGGCAAUCUCACUUUGAGUUCUUACUAUAAUGAGACGAGAAGUCCAACUGCGACGGCACCACGCUGGCACAGUCCUUGCGUGAGUGUGAUAGGUAGUGAAAUUUAAUUAAAAAAAUAUAGAUUGUUUUUAUAUUUUGUUUCUUUUUUUUUUUGGAUACAUUUAUUUUACAAUGAUUUGUGUACCAAGUACAUAAUUUCUAUUAAUUGUCAAUAAUAUUCAUUUUGCAUAAUUUUUAUUAUAACAAAUUUUUUUCAAA
Messenger RNA from Leptopilina boulardi, 2242 nucleotides. RefSeq lists its product as uncharacterized. NCBI's taxonomy places the organism in Eukaryota, Metazoa, Arthropoda, Insecta, Hymenoptera, Figitidae. The record is from RefSeq and is a predicted model, not a curated record. Gene Ontology annotation, biological process: regulation of transcription by RNA polymerase II; anatomical structure morphogenesis; cell differentiation. Bases 16 to 2091 code for a protein of 691 amino acids. Gene Ontology annotation, molecular function: DNA-binding transcription factor activity, RNA polymerase II-specific; RNA polymerase II cis-regulatory region sequence-specific DNA binding. The transcript has 8 exons.